Molecule: messenger RNA, 1614 nt
Organism: Colletotrichum gloeosporioides
Lineage: Eukaryota; Fungi; Ascomycota; Sordariomycetes; Glomerellales; Glomerellaceae
Product: Vegetative incompatibility protein HET-E-1
Exons: 2
Coding region: 1-1614 (537 amino acids)
Source: RefSeq, a predicted model, not a curated record
AUGGAUAUCGUUGAGCGCUUUGGCGCAUCCAUCGAGCCUUAUGUUAUUCUCUCGCAUACUUGGGAGGAUGAAGAAGUCACUUUUUAUGGUUGGGACAAGCCUAGUAUAAGGAACGAGAUGAAGGGUUUUCAGAAAAUCAGACAAACAUGCGAGCUCGGUGCUGCUGACGGUUACCGGUACGCCUGGGUUGACACCUGCUGCAUCGACAAGACCAACAGUACGGAACUUUCCGAGGCCAUCAACUCGAUGUACAAAUGGUACGAAGAUGCCGCCGUCUGUUAUGUCUAUCUUUCGGAUCUUCGCGAUGGCGCCGGCGACGAGGCAUUAAAAGAACAGCGCUGGUUCAAACGCGGCUGGACACUGCAGGAGCUGAUAGCCCCGCGAGAAGUCCAAUUCUUUUCUCAAAACUGGCUACGCAUUGGAGAGAAAGCUGGCAUGGCGAAGUUGCUUUCCGAAAUAACAUCCAUCAACCAGGACAUUCUAUCCAUGUCUCAGGAUCUGAACGACUUCAGUGUGGCUGAGAGAAUGUCAUGGGCAUCUGGGAGAGAGACGACCAGACAGGAGGACUUAGCAUACUGCUUACUUGGAAUGUUUGGAGUCAACAUGCCAAUGCUGUACGGAGAGGGGAAGAAAGCCUUUCUGCGACUUCAACAAGAAAUCAUCAAAACCACGAACGACCUAUCCAUAUUUGCGUGGGAGUAUGUCCCCGUUGUCCGCCGCACAUGGCAAGAUCACAAUAAUAUUACUUGCGGCAUAUUUGCGGAGUCCCCGAGCGAGUUCGCCAUAAGAGACCCCCUCGUCGGAUCAAAGCUCAAAAUCACAGCUUUGAAGCGGCAGACAGAGGGCGAUGUUACCGUCACGAAUGCCGGCAUCAAAAUAACAUGCAGGCUUCAGCUGGUGUGGACGCGACGUAAGGGAAAUUACUCAUAUGUUCUUCCUGUUGCUCGCACUCACGGGCAAUCUACCAGCAUUCGGAACAUGUUCUUUGACGAUGACUUGGGCGUCAUGCUGAAAAAGGUUGAUUCAGACGUCGAUCGAUACUGCCCCAACGCCUACAUUCUCAAUGGUCUUUCCAUGUGGAGCCCUCUGGAUCGCUACAGAGAACUACGAUUUUACUGGCCGCCGGGAGUCAGGGUUAUCCGAUGUUGGCCUUGGGCUGACUGGGACGAUGAGACUGGAGUAUUCAUGACUGGGCGCGAUGGUCCACGUGGAUCCAUGCUCAUAGAAGUGAAGGUCGAGGACCCCAUUGAUAACAUUCCGGCUCAAAUCAUGGAGUUCAUGUUUGUGUUCUUCGGUCCCCUUGACGAAGACUACCUCACGUACACUCUUGUCGAGUACGGUCCUUAUCAGAUGUCUCUAGAUAUCAUCAAUUUGAGGCUCCAUGGCAGAGACAUGAGCCAUCAAGCAAUGUUUCACGCUUUGAGGAGGUCGCCAAUUCCCAGGCAACAUUCUGCCUUCGCCCUUAUUCCAAGGACUGAGUAUGGCGUCCGUCUCUCAGUACAGGCAGUGGAAACCAACCCUCCGAAGUGGGAGUUUUUGAUGCUCGUAGAUAGCUUCGAUCACAUAUCUGAGGUUGACAUUCUGCCUUGGUCAGACACACCGCUGCAUGUCUAG